Messenger RNA from Austrofundulus limnaeus, 1619 nucleotides. Its product is annotated as pollen-specific leucine-rich repeat extensin-like protein 1. Lineage: Eukaryota; Metazoa; Chordata; Actinopteri; Cyprinodontiformes; Rivulidae. The record is from RefSeq and is a predicted model, not a curated record. The coding region runs from base 619 to 1290 and encodes 223 amino acids. The transcript has 4 exons.
CUGGCUGGUGACUGGGACUGGGACUGGUGACUGGGAGUGGGCCGAGCUGCAGGUGGUUUGGAGAGGUUCACUCGUUCAUCCCGGGAACGUCUCCAGGUUUUCUCGCGUCUCUCGCCUUGACUUCUGGACUCUGCUGGACCUGUUUUACUUGUCAAACAGGCUGGGCGGGAUCAGACACCUGUUUCCUGCCUCUUUGCUCAGUCCUUAGUGUGCAAAUAAUUUGUACUGCAUCCGGAUUAUACUCAGGAUUAUCCUCAAGCAGCUGCUGCAAGUUCAGAAAAGCGCGUUUUUAUUCAAAUAAAACCCUUAAGUUCAGUUUUUAAGCUGAAUAAAUAAUAAUUCUCAGGUUCUUACAGGUGUAGCAGUUGGGUGUUUUAAAGGUGUUUAUUGUUCCUGUUGCUAAACCAGGAAGAGGGCGUUGUUGUUUUUAACUCAGGCAGCUCAGGUCCAAUAGAAAGGCGCUGCGUAAAGGCGCACAGGUGAGGCGCGCGCAGCAGGUGAACGCGGUGAGACCACAGCGCUGCUCGUUGAAUCUGCAUGGAAAUAAAGCUACCUGGGCUGUGUGACACCUGCAGGGAGGUCAGCUUCUAGUAAAAGACAAAGAAGCGGGGAUACAGGAUGAAGGUGCAGCUGGUGUUACCCCUGACCAUCCUGACGUCAGCCAUGUUGGUGGGCUUCGUCAAAAUCCGGAGGAAGGAGGUGGAGAAGCAGGAGAAGCUGAGCCGCUUCCAGGACAUCAAGAUCCGGGUGACCAGCGAGGUGCUGCAGGAGUACCAGAACGACCAGAUCGAGGGUCAGAAGCACGUAGAGAAGGCUCAGAGCGACACGAAGAGCAUGGAGGAGGAGGUGGACAUGCUCCAGACCAAAGCGGACAAGACUAAGGGCGAUGCAGACAUCUGCCUGGGUGCCAAGAAAAGUGAUGCAGAUCAGUUGGCAGCGUCUGAGACUAAUUUAAACAAUGUUAAAGAGGAGUCGCAGAAGGAGAUGUCCGACCUGAAGAGAGAAGUUGAUGAGCUGAAAAAGCAGCUGGCUGAUCGGAGCCCAGUGUGCAACGUCCUGAAAGAAACCCCGGACCCCAUAAAGACUAUGUGUGGCAUUAAAGACGAACCCAAGCCUAAAGAAGAGGAGGCUCCCAAACCAGAGGAGAAAAAAGUAGAGCCCCCCAAACCAGAGGAGAAAAAAGUAGAGCCCCCCAAACCAGAGGAGAAAAAAGUAGAGCCCCCCAAACCAGAGGAGAAAAAAGCAGAGCCCCCCAAACCAGAGGAGAAAAAAGCAGAGCCCCCCAAAUAAUAAGAACUAAGUACAGGGACCUCAUCAGGCACUACAAUGUGUUUUUUCAUCUGAGAGUCAACAAACAUGUUCUCCAGGAUCCUGGUGUCCAUCAGGCUUCAUGGAUCUGGUUUUGCAUGUCCAGGAGGACACGGUUACAGAGGAUUUGCUUACUGAGCUCCUGCAGACUCACCACUGCAGACACACACAGAACAAAAACAUCUUCUGAAGAACCAAGAAAAAAAAAAACAGUUCUGAUCUUCUGAAGCAGAGUUUUGUGUGUCAGAGUUUAUAAUUAUAUAAUUACAUAUUACAGCAGGUCACAACACUUACAGUAAUGUUGCAUGAUG